Molecule: messenger RNA, 5549 nt
Organism: Daphnia pulex (common water flea)
Lineage: Eukaryota; Metazoa; Arthropoda; Branchiopoda; Diplostraca; Daphniidae
Gene: mew
Product: integrin alpha-PS1-like
Exons: 23
Coding region: 1372-4668 (1098 amino acids)
Biological process (GO): integrin-mediated signaling pathway; cell-matrix adhesion; cell adhesion mediated by integrin
Cellular component (GO): integrin complex; external side of plasma membrane
Molecular function (GO): integrin binding
Source: RefSeq, a predicted model, not a curated record
AGAUCUCUCCUCCUUCCACUUUGAAAAAGAUGUAAAAUAUUUUCUGUUUGGGCGUUUUGAAAGGGAAAAAACUAAUAAAAACGUCCUCAUUUUCUAGAUUUUGCCUUUUCCAACGCCACCCAAACUAUUUCCCCACCCGCUCUCCCGAUGUUUGGGAAAACACAUUCCUGCGUUUGAACCGCGUGCGGCUGCUGCUGCUGUGGCCGAGUUUUGUUUUUCGGGUGGAAAUCAUUCGGAAAAUGUUGCCCCGGUGUCAAAAUGAAAAAUGGAAUCGGGCGCAAAAAUACCUUUGGACGGCGUGAGUGGACGAGUGUACGCGUAAUUGAUUGGCUCCAAGGGAGGAAUUAGGACAUAACAUCACUGCACUCCUGAUGGCGGGUGAUCCUUUUUCUUCUUCCCGUUUCGUUCGGUAGUCACGUUCCCUCAUCCACGGGAUUAUAUGGACCGGUGAUUGUUGCAGGAAUUUUCAUCAAAAGGCCAAAGUCUAAAUCAAAAGACUCUCCCAGAAAUGCUACUCAAAAAAGUGCAUAACUAAUGAGGCAAAUGCUGACGCUGCAGUGUAGUUACAUCCGCCUGGCUGCUGCUGCUGCCCAGUUGUUGUUCCACACGCAGAUGAUUCACCGAUUUACAAAUAGAUUUCCCCCUUGGCCACUGCACUUUCCCGGAGAAGAAGAAGAAGAAGAGAAAUGGGUGGGACGACAUGAAUUACAUCACCAGAAAGAAGGAAAAAACACAAAAAAUUGUGCAACAAUUGCCGGCCGACUUGCUUCGGCCGUGACGAUGGGAUCCGGGCCGACCGCUUGAAAGCAGAAACACAGACAUCAAGAGAUCUUUGUCUGGGACAUUACAAGAAGAAGAAGAGUUUUAGGCUACAACGUACGUGCUCGGCUCACGCUGGCACUGUUGUUUAUUCCUUCCACCAAAGAGUUCAUUCUCAUCGGGGUUGCAACCAGUGCGGGAAAAGAGAAGAAGAUAUCCGCCUCCUCGGCAACAACAACAACAACAACAGCGGACGAUAAUACGAGCUGAAAGAAAAUCAUAAUCACCGUCGUAAAAGGUAAACCAGAAGGAGGAAAAGAACUGGCAGAAUAAGAAAAGAAACUUAUUCUUCUUCGUCUUCUUCUUCUUCAUAUUUCUGUGUGUGUGUGGGUCUGGGGGACCCCGACCGAGCCUGGAUGCCACCACACGGUCGGUUAUAUAGAGUCGACACACACACACAUAGAGACGUACGUGUAGGAAAAAAAGGAACCAACUUGCACGAAUGAAAUUGGAUUCUCCUCGACAACAACGGGGCCCGCGCUCCCAUAUUUAUGAUCAACGGCAGAAGAAGAAUAUACAGGGUUUGUGUUGGAUCGAGCUGCAGCCCUGACGAUGAUUGUGCAAUGUGUGAACUUGUUUUUAUUGUUGGCAACAUCGGCCAAUGGCUUCAACUUGGAGCCGAGGAUUCCGGUCAUGAAGAACGGCAUGGCCGGCUCCUAUUUCGGAUACUCGGUGGCACAACACCAGUCGGUCAGCGCCGAAACGGGUGCCAUCCUCAACAACUGGUUACUGGUGGGAGCCCCGCUGGAUCAGAACUUGCAGCCAGGGACCAACCGCUCGGGAGCGCUGUGGAGAUGCCCCAUGACGACACGGAAAGAUGACUGCGUCCAGGUCGUCACCGACGGCAAACGAAACGCCGAGAGCUACCUGUACGACGAGAAUAUCCGAUCGAACCAGUUAGUGCCUCCGCUGCCCGACGAGAUCAAGGACGGUCAAUGGCUGGGCGUCACCGUACGAAGUCAAGGACCAGGUCGUAAAGUCUUGGUUUGCGCUCAUCGCUACAUCCGCAAAGGAGCCGACUACCAGUGGGGCCAAGGCCUGUGCUACACGCUGACCCAAAAUUUGGACUACGAUGAAACGUGGGAGCCAUGUCGCGGACGCCCGACUACUUGGGCUCACGAGCAGUUUGGCUACUGUCAAGCUGGAACGUCGGGUAUGCUGCUGGACGACGACACGGCGCUGAUUGGCACUCCCGGGCCGUACACCUGGCGCGGCACCGUCUUCGCCGUCUCCGUGUCGGACGACUUCCUCCACCGUGACAAGACACUUUAUUACGGACCGCUAACCCAGGAUCAUUCGCCCGUCGACAAAUAUAGCUAUCUCGGAAUGAGCGUCACGUCGGGCAAGUAUUUCGGCAGUAAAGUCAGUUAUGCGGCCGGAGCCCCGCGAUCCAACGGCACCGGCCAGGUGGUCAUCUUCACCAAAGUCAAGAAAGCCGAGAGCCAAUUGCGCGUUCAGUUGGUCCUCUCCGGCGAGCAGUUUGCUUCCAGUUACGGCUACCAGAUCGCCACUGCUGAUCUCAACGGUGACAGCCGGGCUGAUCUGAUAGUUGGCGCUCCGUUUUACUACGACCGAGAAGCGGGCGGAGCCGUCUACGUCUAUUCCAACCCGCCCGACGGUGGUCUGACGGCCGAUACGCCCUACGUCAAGCUCGUAGGCAAACCCGAAUCAAGAUUUGGAUUCGCGCUGGCCAAUCUCGGAGACAUCAAUAAGGAUCGCUACGAAGACCUGGCCGUGGGCGCGCCGUACGAAGGCAAGGGCGUCGUCUACAUUUACCUAGGCUCCAAACAUGGAAUCAUUACCGAGCCGUCCCAGAUUUUGAAAGCGGAAGAUAUUCCUGGCAUUCCUCCGACGACGUUUGGCUAUUCGCUGAGUGGCGGCCUGGAUAUGGAUCUCAACGACUACCCCGAUUUGAUGGUGGGCGCUUACGAGGACGAUCGUGUUUUCCUCAUCCGAUCCAGACCCAUCAUCGGCAUCCUGACCCGUGUCCAGCCCGAAGAGAAUCUCAAAAACAUUGACCCCAACACUCCCGGAUGUGAGAAAUACCCGAACUCGACUGAAGUCUGUUUCUCGUUCAACGCCUGUUUCGCCAUGGACUCUAUGGAGGGCUACUUGCGAGCCAACGAUCUGGAACUCAAGUAUCGCAUCGAGGCCGAGACGUUCAGCGGACGCAAAUUCUCGCGCGUCCAUUUCGCUCACGGUCUGGCCGAGAAACCCCACGUCGUCGAGAGGAACAUCCAGCUGAGGGGCGUGCGCAACGGAACGGAGCAGUGCUUUGUCGAAACUGCUUUCGUCAAGGAGGGGACCCGAGACAUUCAAUCGGCCGUAAAGUUCCGCAUGGGCUACACGCUGGUGCAGCGGGAGCCGAGGAGUCCGCGGGACGGCGACCCUUUGCCCAACAUCAACCAAUAUCCGAUCCUCAAUCAGCAGGAGGCAUCGAAAACCUUCCAGGCCACGUUCGAGAAGGACUGCGGCGAUAAUGAUGUCUGCGAGAGUAACAUGGUUACCGUAGCCAACCUCGAUCUCCCCCAAGGCGAAGAUGGCGUUUCCAUUCUGGAACUGGGUGAGCUCCAGGAAGUCGUCCUGGACAUAUCCGUUACCAAUACGGGAGAGUCGGCAUACGAGGCCGGUCUCUACGUCUCCCACCCGCGAUCGCUCAGCUUCAUCGGCCGAGUCUCGGAGGCCAAUCAACUGCUCUGCAACUCGUUCAACGCCACCAUGGUCACGUGCUCGCUGGGCAACCCUUUCAAACACGGAUCUGGAUACGUCAAACUGCGGUUCAAUCCCAGCAACGUCGAGGAUUCUGAAGCCCGUCUGGCUUUCCUCAUCUUUACAAACACGACGUCUCAAGAACUCGAACCCCAAGGCAACAUUCCCGUCUACGCCAACGUGGUCAAACGAGCCGAAAUCUCAAUCAAAGGAUUGGGCCGACCGGAGCAGGUCUUCUUCGGUGGCGAGGUUCAAUCCACCAUCAAGUACCGUGACGAAAUCGGCCAGCCGCUGCUUCACAGCUACGAAAUCUACAAUGCGGGACCGUGGAAGGUGCCGUUCCUGUCGGUCAUCGUUUCGUGGCCCUACCAGGUCGAGAACGGGAAACCCAUCGGCAAAUGGCUCCUCUACAUGGACGAGACCCCUAAAGUCGACGGUGAUGGCGAGUGUAUCAUGGAUCCCAAGCAAGUGAACGUGCUCGAUCUCCCCAAGCGGCCCGGAUUCGUCGAGGCUCCCAUCGAGCAUUUGGCCAGACAUUUGCCCGUUCCGACCAUCAGCGACAUUGACGAGAACGAGAUUGUUGAAAUGGAAUCCGCGCCGGUUAAUUCAACCCGUCAGAAACGGCAAGCGGGCGUCGUCAUUCUGCCCGAGGCUAUCGUCGAUAACGAGGGCAAGACCCGCCACGUCGUCACUAUGGACUGCGACCGCGGGACGGCCAAGUGCUUCAUGUUUCGGUGCAACAUCAGGAAUCUGCAGCGCAAGCAAUCAGCCGUGAUUAAAAUCCGAGCCAGAUUGUGGAAUGCGACCCUUGUCGAGGAUUUCCCAGGCAUUCACACCGUCAGGAUACGUUCCAAAGCCCACAUUUCCCUGGAUCCUUCCCUGGAAAUCACACAGCGGAUCGAAGAUGAUCUCGAUUAUGCUGAAACGAUGGCGUACCCGGAUCGGUUGGACACUGGCGAGUCACCGUCCGUCCCUCUGUGGAUCAUCAUCGUCAGCGUUUUGGCCGGCAUUUUGCUGCUAGUCCUCCUCAUCCUCUUGCUCUGGAGACUGGGAUUCUUCAAGCGCAAGCGGCCCGACCCCACUCUGAAGGGCAGUCUACUCCAGAAAGACAAGGAGCUCAACGGCGAAUACAUUUCUUAGUGUUGUACGACGACGACGUUGACGCGAGAGGUGAGCUAGCAGCUUCCCCAUGUGCCUUUGUUAUGUUAUACCCCCAUCCGAUUUCGUGACCCGGCUCUGAUUGAGUGUGUGACGUAGUGAUCUCGCGCAAACCAACGAGUCGUUGAGAUUGAAAAAAAGCAGAGGUUCAUAUUGUGUACACUUUUAAUUAAUUUAUACGAGACUACGACUAAGAAAUGAGAAGUGAAUUGUAUUGAAUUGAUUGCCAAGCGCCAAACCCAAUCAAGACAAAUAUCAAGUGCCAUUACCGACGACCUCUCUCUCUCUCUCUCUGAUGGAGAGAUGACGACACUGGCGUGCAUUGGCGCACGCAGUUUUGGGUUGUUGAAACACCGACUGUCAAAUUUUUCCCUCCAAUGUCCAUCAAACCACCACCACUGUCGAAUUCCCCCCCUCUCUCCCAUCUCCCCACCCAUGUUGUGUUGUUACGUGUAAUUAAAUAUGCAUAGAUUAUAUUCGUGAUUUUAAAGUUAACGGGGAGGAAAGUGAAAGAGAGGGACGCGCUGUUCAUUCGGUCAUUGAGUGCGCGUUUCAGUGUGACACUAACCCUAAUUCACUGCUGUAGACAUAUUUUUAUUCCUUUCCAGUUCAAGAAGAGAAAGUUUUAAAAAGAAAGAAACGUGAUUCCACAUCGCGCCCAUUUGUUUUCGUCCACUUUUCUCCCCCCCCCCCUCCCCCCGCACACAUUGAUCGAUAUAAAUAUUGGCGAUUCACUGAAUUUUUAUUUUUCAAAUAGCUAUCUCAUCAUCUCGAUGCAGUGUCAAUGAUUUUAACAGUCCCUUGUACAUAAAUCAUUUAACAAGUAAAUACAACAAAAUUGAGUUCGUGUCUGAAACAGAAAA